GUCAUCAAAAUAUUGAAAGUUUUCUUAUUUUUCUUUGUCGCAUUCUAAUAUGUUUUGGUAUUAAUGGUAAAGCCGAGAAACUUCUUUUUAUCAAUUCUUUGAAAAUUCUCAUUUCUAAUAGGAUAAAGUUCCUAACCUCUCGAACGAAAUGAGCGACGAGUAUCAAAUAAAAGUUGCAAUUGGGUUCCCUUCGGUUAAAGAGGCACAAAUAGCCUACGAAGUUCUCAGUGUCGAUAAAGGACCUCGAAGAAGUGGAACGAAAAGAAAUUUAAGUGUUGUCGAUAAAUUUCUUGAAGUAAAAUUUACUGGACAGAAAGCAAGCAAAUUGCGUACAGCUCUCACGUCCUAUUUCGAGAGUUUACUUCUUGUCUUAGAUACAAUGAUAGAAUUCAAACCCGAGAUUAUUAUUCAGUAGUCUAAAAUCAAUAUAAAGUUAUAUACU
Messenger RNA from Belonocnema kinseyi, 442 nucleotides. RefSeq lists its product as uncharacterized. Bases 149 to 415 code for a protein of 88 amino acids. Lineage: Eukaryota; Metazoa; Arthropoda; Insecta; Hymenoptera; Cynipidae. The record is from RefSeq and is a predicted model, not a curated record. The transcript has 3 exons. Gene Ontology annotation, cellular component: EKC/KEOPS complex.